Chionomys nivalis (European snow vole) is the source of this 2740-nucleotide messenger RNA. RefSeq names its product pyridoxal kinase (gene Pdxk). Gene Ontology annotation, molecular function: pyridoxal kinase activity. The transcript is spliced from 11 exons. The record is from RefSeq and is a predicted model, not a curated record. Gene Ontology annotation, biological process: pyridoxal 5'-phosphate salvage. The coding region runs from base 140 to 1078 and encodes 312 amino acids. Gene Ontology annotation, cellular component: cytosol. NCBI's taxonomy places the organism in Eukaryota, Metazoa, Chordata, Mammalia, Rodentia, Cricetidae.
GUCAGAGGAGGCGGGCAUCGCGUCCAAACCCAGCGCCUGCGCGUGCUGGAGGCAAUCGGCAGCAGAGACCGAGUGUGCGGCCUGGAUAGCCGGAUUCCGUGACACCACCUGUGCCACGCGCUACCACGGCCUGCCCGGUAUGGAGGGAGAGUGCCGGGUACUCUCCAUCCAGAGCCAUGUCGUCCGCGGCUACGUGGGCAAUCGGGCGGCCAUGUUCCCGCUGCAGGUUUUGGGAUUUGAAGUUGAUGCUGUGAACUCCGUGCAGUUUUCGAACCACACAGGCUAUGCCCAUUGGAAGGGCCAAGUGCUGAGUUCACAGGAGCUCCAUGAACUGUAUGAAGGUCUCAAGAUAAACAGCGUGAAUACGUACGACUACGUGCUCACUGGUUACACAAGGGACAAGUCCUUCCUGGCCAUGGUGGUGGACAUCGUGGGGGAGCUGAAGCAGCAGAACUCCCAGCUCGUGUACGUGUGCGAUCCCGUGAUGGGGGACAAGUGGAACGGCGAAGGCUCCAUGUACGUUCCCCAGGACCUCCUUCCCGUGUACAGGGACAAAGUGGUGCCCGUGGCAGACAUCAUCACUCCCAACCAGUUUGAGGCUGAGUUGCUGAGUGGCAGAAAAAUCCACAGCGAGGAAGAAGCACUGGAGGUGAUGGACAUGCUACACUGCAUGGGUCCGGACACAGUGGUCAUCACCAGCUCUGACCUGCCCUCCACACAGGGCAGUGACUACCUGAUCGCACUGGGCAGCCAGAGGAUGCGGAAACCUGACGGCUCCACGGUGACUCAACGCAUCCGGAUGGAGAUGCGCAAGGUGGAUGCCGUCUUCGUGGGCACUGGGGACCUGUUUGCUGCCAUGCUUCUGGCAUGGACACACAAGCACCCGGACAAUCUGAAGGUGGCCUGCGAGAAAACUGUGUCUGCCAUGCAACACGUGCUGCAGAGGACCAUCCGGUGUGCAAAAGCUCAAGCAGGAGCAGGACAGAAGCCCAGCCCGGCCCAGCUGGAGCUCAGGAUGGUCCAGAGCAAAAAGGACAUCGAGGACCCCGAGAUCGUCGUGCAGGCCACGGUGCUGUGAUGGUUGUGUACUCACCCCGACACACAGUGUGCUGGGGUCUCCGUUUCCAUCCCCCUGAAAGCUGUAACGUCUGCCUUAGAGCCAUGACUGAAACUUGACAUUUUGUUUCCCCCUGAGGGUCGGGUCUCAGCCGGUCUCAUCCUGAAAAUGUGCCAUCAUUUUUUUAAAAGUAAUAAUAACAAAGCAGUCACAGAAAUGUGAUUCAGAAACAUGGCCCCUUCCUCCCCGAGGCCUCCUGACUGCCUCAUGUUGACUCACCGCUAUGUGGAAGGUGGGUGGAACAGGCAAGUCUGCUGCCUGUAGACCUUUCUGUUGGCCACUGGCUGCCACUGCCCCCAGAACCUGGAUUGAGCUGAGAAGAGGCCUGUGGUGGCACUGUUUUUAAAAUUGGGUUAGGUCUUGGCAUCUGGAAGAAUUAUGCCAAAUAUCUUCAUUGCCAUCUGGUCUUACCCUUGUCCCUGCAUUAGAGUUUCUGUGUGUCUUGCUGCUCUUGGUGUCUCUGAGGAUGUCGGACUUAGGCAGCUGUUGGACUGUGUGGGCGGGUUCCAUUUUCUCAUGCUUGAGUGUGCGCACAAGCAUGUAGUCACUGUGACAGGGACCUCUUCAGGGCCCCAAACAUUCUGGGGACCCUGCAAGCCCUAUGGGUGUCAGCAGGAGUUCCUGUAACUUGGGACCAAAUUCUGGGAAACUGACUAACAGAGGUCAGCUGUUGAGCCUAUGGUGGCUUGGGAAGUUCCGGAAAGGUUGCCACACUGGGCUCCUGUGGGAACUCAGCCAGCCCUGCAGCACUGCUGGUUGGCACUGCACUUGCCACAUGCUGAUGGGCACAGUGCAUUGCUGUUUGGACAGACAGGGAAGGAGGGGCAGGGGUGCACCUGCCCCAUGGUGACAUACUUUACCGCUGUUUCCUCCCCCGAUUUCUGUAUUCUGUGCCCAUCAUAUGCUGAGGGAUGAGAGGCCCUUAUGUGAAAUCAGCUAACUCUCUGCCUCCUUGGAAGCUCUGCUCCUAUAGAGAGCAUAUUGGCACUGUGGGGGCAGGGGCAGCCCUUAGACUCCUGCAGGUGAUGGUGACAUGUUCCAUUUCCAUUGCUCAAGUGUGGCUUUCCUGGCUAUCCAUCCUGGAAUUUGGGGUCCCUAAGACAUAGCUGUGAAUGGGGCUCUUAUUCAUGUCUCAUCUCAGCACCCCACCCAUUUCCCUGUCCCUCAGUUCAUGACAUUUCCCUCUCCUGAGAAGCCACUGCCUGCGGAGAGAUAGGAGACUGGAAGAGGUGGGGACCAUGAUGUGGCCCCCAUGUUGGCAUAGGUUCCCUGGGGUGCAGGGGUGCAGCCCAUAGGGGGGCCUCUGAGAGCCACAGCCACCUUAGCAUAGUCCAGUGUUCCCCUUCCCCAGUUAGAAUGUCCUAGAUGGAGGAGACACUGGUCCACAAGGGCGGGCACUAGUCUGCCUCUGCUUCCUCCCCAGCCCACAUCCUGAGCGCCUUAUCUUUCUGGUCACAGCUGCAGGAUGGCUUAGCAGGUAAGGCUGCCUAUUGUCCUGCCUGACAGCCUGAGUAACACACAUGGUGGAAGCAGAGGCCCUAUCCCUGUGAAUUGUUCUCUCUUACACACACACACACACACACACACACACACACGAUAAAUGUCAUUUUAAAAAUGAUUUUG